AUGUCUGAUACUCUAGUGUAUUGGGAUUUAAUAAUCAGCAGUCAAGAGUCUUUUGUUCGUAUUCUGUCAUCCUACCGUAAAUUUGUCUGUGGGACUAUUUCUCUAGUAAUGAAGUACAUCAGAUCUUCAAAUAAUCGUUUCCUUAAUGCAGGUGGGAAAUACAGAAAGCUUUCAACCCUCGAAUCAUCAAGUAUAUCUGUCUAUCCUGUAGCUGAUCUAAUGAGAGCACGUGCUGAGUUUAUUCACCAAUGGAAUGUAUCGAUGUCCAACCAUUCUGUAGCCAAGUCAAUCAAAAGUGAUCAUUACAAAUAUCCACCAAAUAUAACUAUGAGAAAUUAUCUAGAAUAUCCAUUUCAUGAUAAUUCACCGGAAGUAUUUCCGUUUCUUCGGACUACAAAAAAUAUAAACACAACCCAAGUGGUAAAGUCUAAAGUUGUAGAACAGUCACUUGAACGUCAUAAAGUUGAAAUUAAAGUCGAUAAUAUAUCUGAUAAAGAAUUUAGGCGUGUUUGUAUGCUGCUCACUGAUAAGGCUUGUUUAUUUGAAGAUUCUGUACAAUUAGCUAAUCAAUAUCAGUGCAUAUCAGCAUGCUAUUUUAUUUGUGAUUAUUGUGAUUACAUUGGUAAAACAGAGAAUGAUGCCCAGAUACAUUUGCAACAAACAAAUCAUUUGACAUGCAGUAAAUAUUCACCUUGCUAUUAUACAAAUGAUUGCAAUGACAUGUCAAGUGAGCUGCAAAAGCCACGUGUUAUCUCUAAUAAUUCAGACAGAAUCUAUGGUUGGCAUGUUGGUGAUACAGUAGUGUGCUGUCCUACUUGUAAUUUACCAUUCUUGGAUAAGAUUAUGUGUGCAUAUCACCACUGCUUACAACAUACUGAAAACCAGUCUCUCUUUACUUACGGGAAGGUGUUGAUUGAUUGUAUAGAUGCUCUUUGUGUUCUCUCUGUAUCAUGUAGCAUCUGUCAACGUAGUUUUACAGCAGUUCCAUCGUUGGAAAUAGAAGCUGAUCAUCCUGGUCAGAAGAGAAAACAUCCGUCAAACAGAGAAAAUACCUACAGGUCACCAGCUUCUUGGGCAAAAGAUUUUGGUCAUUUUUGUAUUCGUCAUGCCUUUGAACAUAUAAAUCAGGGUAGAUUUCCUUUGUGUAGCUUGAAAAUACGGAUUAUAAGUGUACCAAAAUCUGUUAAAUGUCUUCCUCUCAUCACUGGUACAAAUAAUUCAAGCAGAUUGCAUUUUAACCUCAGCGAAUGUAAACGUCUUAUUUCAUAUCUUGAAAACCAUGAAUUGAAUUCCUAUUUACUUAAACAGGCUCAGAAAAGCUUUAGAGAUUUAUUUUUCGACGCUGUUUCCUAUGUCUCAUAA
Molecule: messenger RNA, 1362 nt
Organism: Schistosoma mattheei
Lineage: Eukaryota; Metazoa; Platyhelminthes; Trematoda; Strigeidida; Schistosomatidae
Source: the annotation of a GenBank genome assembly